Oncorhynchus masou masou (cherry salmon) is the source of this 1797-nucleotide messenger RNA. RefSeq lists its product as uncharacterized. The record is from RefSeq and is a predicted model, not a curated record. Bases 118 to 1746 code for a protein of 542 amino acids. The transcript has 9 exons. Lineage: Eukaryota; Metazoa; Chordata; Actinopteri; Salmoniformes; Salmonidae.
GGGGGAAGAUAUUAAGAAGAAAAAAACAACAUUUUGUAGAAAACCUUACUUUCUGUACCCCGUAAAUCCCAUCUGCUGUUUUCGGAUCCAAGCCUGUCUGAAAGAGAUUCAAUCAAGAUGAAAACAAUUGGUGUUGCCGUGUUUGGAGCCGUGUUCUGCACUGUUCUGACUGCAUCCCUGAAAGUCAAAGAAGAACACAAGAUUGCUUUUUUCGGCGAGGAUGUGCACAUCCCACUCCCAUCCCUAGUCAGCACUGAUGUUCUGUUCAAGCCCGCCUCCAACCGCACCGCCGAGGUGGUCCUGAUGAGGGAUGGGCGGGUGGUGGGCCACCGGGCCCAGCUCAACUCCCUCAAGCACCUCAUCCUGGAGGAUGUGGGGGAGGAGCACGAGGGCAUGUACGUGAUCAAGAACACAGAGGCGCCUGCCGAUGUCAAACACAUCAUCCUCAUCGUCAGGGAUUGCGCGCUGGAGCAGGUGGUCAGGUACGGUGAGACAUACCACAUCCCACUCAGUGACAUCUUGGGCCCUAUCACCCUGGAGUUCAGGUCCAGUCAAGCUCAGGCCAAUCAGACCACGGAGCCCCCGGCAGUGGUAUUGCUCAACCAGACUUCCACCCCCCCAGAAGAGUACAAGGGUCGUCUGAGUGUGUCCGAGAAAAGGGUGACUCUAAGCAUGGUGCGGGGGACAGACGAGGGAAGCUUCACCGUACUGGACCGCGAUGGGAAAGUCAGGAGGAGGUCAUGCCUGAACGUGAAAGAGCACCAGAACUUCGUCCACCUAUCAUAUGGCAGUACUUUGAAGAUCAACCUGUUUGUGGACCACACCAAAGUCAACCUCAUGUACACUCCAGACUGGGACCGGAAGGACCGGGUCAUACUAGAGCAAGGAGAGCUAGUGGUGCCGUUGGACCCUUCACUGGACGGCAGGCUGACUGUAGAAGGCUCCGUGUGCAUUCUGGAGAGGGUCCGGGUUAGUGACAUGGGCCUCUUCAGAGUGACAGACCUGUUGGGGUUCCCUGUGACCAACAUCUACCUGGAGGUGGAAGCCUAUAAGUUACCCACGCUGUAUGUUGCAAUCCUCUCCUUACUGGGCUUCCUGGUCCUCCUCUUGCUGGUGUGUCUGCUCUCCUGCCUGAUAAAUGUGCGGCGUCGGGCGGAGAAGGCGCGGCAAAUUGCCCUCAUCGCCCAGCAGGCGGGCAAGGGGGAUGGAGAUGCAUUCGUCAAGGUUGUUCAAGAGGCCUAUACACGGUUCGCUGAGGAAUCCACUUUGACGUCUACGUGGGACAACAGCAAUGCUACAGAGAGCACGGAGGUCACCAUUAAGGGUCUGGAGGUAUCCAAAGCAGGUCGCUACCACACUCUCUCCUCGGACAAGAACUUCCUGGAGAUGAGCGACUCGGGGGUAGAGUUCAACUCCUCCACCCUCCCGUUGGACAGCGAAUGUGAGACGGACGUGCCCCAUACCUUCACCUCCCACAAGCUGCUCCUCAACAACUCUGACAGCGUGGCCGCCACCAUCAUCCCCGAGGGAGACCAGAGUGCCAACCGGACCCCCGACUCAGCCAUGAGCCCCAGCUACGUGACCCAGGCUCGGUCUGAGGCUGACGCCCCUGAAGAAGACCUGAUGGGUGUCACCACACCAGAAAGGGCAUCCAGUGGCGCCGAGCUGUCUGCAGCACUUGAGGCAGCCGAUAAAGCUAUCAGCCAGUCAGUUCCCAAUGCCACUGCAGAGAGCACCACCACCUGAGCGCAAACCACCGGACACCCUGACAAUCUUUACUCUUCAGCCUCAAGUACU